Messenger RNA from Paecilomyces variotii, 3776 nucleotides. Its product is annotated as cytochrome P450. The record is from RefSeq and is a predicted model, not a curated record. The transcript has 5 exons. Gene Ontology annotation, cellular component: cytosol. Bases 370 to 3753 code for a protein of 1127 amino acids. Lineage: Eukaryota; Fungi; Ascomycota; Eurotiomycetes; Eurotiales; Thermoascaceae. Gene Ontology annotation, molecular function: aromatase activity; heme binding; flavin adenine dinucleotide binding.
GUAUCUCGGCCAUGAUGGGACACUCAGGGACCCGCGCUUGUUCCGUCAUCAGCCACAUCAAGCGGAUCUGUCGCGGGAUGAUUUAAGUAUCUGACUGUCGCGACGCAGCUAUAUAAAUGUAGAGGAGCAUUGAAACGGCAUGAGCAGAUAAGCCGCGCUCAGACAACAGCCUACGCAAUUGACGUCUCUUGGGAAAAGAGGAAUCGCCUAUAGGCAGUCAUGGCGGAUUUGUUGACAUAGAUCCAUUCGCUGAACUUAAGAAAUCGCGCUGUCACAACACAGCGUAUCCUCUGCAUAUUACCAACGAGGAAUUUCAGGCAAUCUAGCGAUCUCUCAGACUGCGUUCAUCUUUUCUUGUCGCUAGUCAAGAUGGCCUCUGCACCGCAGCAUAGCCCGAUCCCAGGGCCCAUCGGCAUGCCUCUAUUGGGAAACAUUUAUGAUCUCGAUGCGGAAACACCCCUUAACAGCCUGGAGCGUCUGGCAGAUACAUAUGGCCCAAUCUACAGACUGUCGAUCUACGGUACAACGCGAGUAUUCUUGUCAUCACAUGCGCUAGUUGACGAAGUCUGCGAUGAGGAACGGUUUACAAAGUCGGUCUUUGGAGGAUUGAAGGAGAUCAGGAACGGUGUACAUGAUGGCCUCUUCACCGCGAACUAUCCCGAAGAGGAAAACUGGGAGAUUGCGCACCGUGUUCUUGUCCCGGCCUUUGGACCACUAUCAAUCCGGGGGAUGUUUGAUGAGAUGUACGAUAUCGCCUCGCAGUUGAUCAUGAAGUGGGCUCGACAAGGGCCAAAGACUCCGAUCAUCGUCACGGACGACUUUACCCGCCUGACACUCGACACUAUCGCUCUAUGUGCGAUGGGCACGCGCUUCAACUCGUAUUACCAUGAGGAGAUGCAUCCCUUUGUGGACGCAAUGUUAACAUUGCUCACGGGAUCUGGUAGACGCGCACGUCGUCCAGCUCUUAUCAAUAACCUCCCCACAUCAGAAAAUACCCAGUACUGGAACGAUAUCGAGUUCCUGAAAAAGGUAGCGAAAGAAUUGGUCGAUGACAGGAGGGCAAACCCGGAGGAUAAAAAGGAUCUGCUCAACGCUAUGAUCUUGGGUAAAGAUCCGAAGACAGGAAAGGGCCUCACAGACGAUUCGAUUAUCAACAAUAUGAUUACGUUUUUGAUCGCAGGCCAUGAAACCACCUCUGGUCUGUUAUCUUUCCUUUUCUACUAUCUUUUGAAAACUCCACACGCAUAUAAAAAGGCACAGCAGGAGGUAGACGAGGUAAUCGGGAAAAGAAAAAUUACCAUCGAUGAUCUUCCCAAGCUACGUUACAUUAGCGCUGUCUUACGUGAAACGCUCCGUCUGAGACCAACGGCCCCUGCCUUUGCUUUGAGGCCUCAUCCAACCAAGAAUACAGAGGAUCCUGUCACUUUGGGCCGCGGCAAGUAUGCGCUGCAUAAGGAUGAAUCCGUCGUGGUGCUCCUAGCGAAGUUACACCGGGACCCUGAGGUCUACGGACCAGAUGCCGAAGAAUUCAAGCCGGAGAGGAUGCUGGAUGAGAACUUUGACAAGCUGCCUAAGAAUGCAUGGAAGCCUUUCGGAAAUGGUCUACGGGGUUGCAUUGGCCGUCCCUUUGCCUGGCAAGAGGCGCUUAUUGUCGUGGCCGUCCUACUCCAGAACUUCAAUUUCCAGAUGGAUGAUCCCAGUUACACUCUGGAGAUAAAACAGACACUCACCAUUAAGCCAAAGGAUUUCAGGAUGCGGGCUACUUUGCGGAGUGGACUUACUCCCACCAAUCUCGAAUCUGUGCUCAAUGGCACCGGCGCAGGUCCAGCGGAAGUAUCCGGUGCGGCAAGCAGAAAUCGUAAAGCAGAGGCGCCGUCGAAUGGAUCAGCUCCGGGACAAGGGAAGCCUAUGUACAUCUUCUUUGGAAGCAACACAGGGACCUGUGAGGCGUUCGCCAAAAGACUUGCAGACGACGCAAUCAGCUAUGGAUAUAAUGCUCGGAUCGAUUCCCUUGACUCAGCGGCGCAAAAUAUCCCGAAAAAGGACCCGGUUGUCUUUAUCACGUCAUCAUAUGAAGGCCAACCUCCGGAUAAUGCUAUUCACUUCUUCGAGUGGCUGAAGGGUUUGGAGGGGAAACAACUGGAAGACGUCAAUUAUGCUGUAUUUGGUUGUGGUCACCAUGAUUGGCAAGCAACGUUUCACUUAGUACCCAAAACAGUUGACAGUCUUAUUGAACAGAAUGGGGCUUGUAGGCUUUGUGACAUUGGUCUGGCUGAUGCUGCGGCUUCUGAUAUGUUCAGUGACUUCGACACCUGGGGAGAAUCGGCGUUCUGGCCCUCAAUUACCUCAGCGUUUGGACAGUCGAAAUCCAAGGAUGCGGCUAAGCCCAAGUCUGCACUCCAAGUUGAAGUAAGCUCAAGGGAGCGCACCUCCAUCCUAGGUCUCCGUUUACAGGAAGGCCUGGUCCUUGAAAACCAACUCCUCACGCAGCCCGGUGUGCCUGCCAAGCGCAUGCUCAAGUUCAAGCUGCCGUCCGAUACGACUUACCAGUGCGGCGAUUACCUAGCUGUGCUUCCGGUGAACCCGAGCCAUGUGGUCCGUCGAGCCAUAAGUCGCUUCAAUAUCCCAUGGGACGCUAUGCUUCGUAUUCAGAAAGCUCCCGGUGUGACCAGUUCACCAGCUUCGGUCCCUCUCGAUUACCCUAUCUCCGCAUUUGAACUCUUGUCGACGUACGUCGAGCUGUCCCAGCCAGCUACGAAACGGGAUGUGAACAUCCUCGCAGAAGCCGCCGCCUCAGAUGCAGACACUCAAGCUGAACUUCGCUAUCUGGCCUCGAGUCCGUCUCGUUUCAACGCAGAGAUUGUGGCCAAACGAGUCAGUCCGCUAGAUCUUCUGCUUCGGUAUCCUGCGAUUGACCUGUCUCUUGGCGAUUAUCUAGCAAUGCUGCCGCCGAUGCGUGUGCGUCAGUACUCGAUCUCGUCCUCGCCAUUAGUUAAUCCUUCCGAAUGUUCCAUAACACUCUCGGUUUUGAACUCCCCCUCAUUGGCGUCCGGUAAAAAUGCUAGUGAAAAGGAGGAAGAGGAAAGGUAUCUCGGUGUUGCCUCAAACUAUCUCUCUGAGCUCUCGGCAGGUGAGCAGGUUCAUAUAACUGUUCGCCCCUCGAACACCGGUUUUAAGCCUCCGUCUGAUCUCAAGACGCCUAUGAUUAUGGCCUGUGCUGGAAGUGGUCUUGCGCCUUUCCGUGGCUUCAUAAUGGACCGUGCGGAAAAGAUUCGUGCCCGACGCACCAACUCGGAGGGUGGUGAGGCUGUGGAAACCGAGAAGCCCGCAGAAGCCAUUCUCUACGCCGGCUGCCGGACCAAGGGCAAAGAUGAUAUCCACGCGGCAGAACUGGCUGAAUGGGAGAGUCUGGGAGCUGUGCGUGUGCGAUGGGCCUACAGUCGUCCUGAGGACGGCAGUAAAGGUCAGUAUGUGCAGGAUCUCAUGCGGGCUGAUAGAGAAGAGCUGGUACAGCUGUUUGAAAGUGGAGCUCGGGUCUAUGUCUGCGGGAGCACAGCAGCAGGAAACGCCAUCAGGGAUGUCUGUAAGGAGGUUUACCUUGAGAAGAGGCGCGAAAGGAUUCGUAAAAUCAGGGAAACCGGAGAGACCGGGUCAGAUUUGCCGGAUGAAAAUGAAGAUGAGGAAACAGCGGCUGAGAAAUUCUUUGCGAAACUGCGGGCUAGAGAGCGUUAUGCCACGGAUGUUUUCACUUGAUCAUAUGCAGCCUGGGUUGGGAU